CUCUACUCGACUUUCCUGUUUUGAGCCAGCGAUUCAGUUCAGCGUAGGAUCACGGGACUCUCACCGAACCAAGAUGGCGUCUCGGGCGAUGUUGGUCUGUCGUAACAUUUUCGCGAUAUUUCUUUGCCUUUCGGGGACCUAUGGUAUCUCUGGUGAUCCGCAUAAAGCAUUUAUAAUCCAGGAAGCAGAGAAGACUGAAUCGGCCUCAAGGGUUUUCAUCGCCAGUGCCCCUCAUUAUGUCUCAUUUCUAAAAAAUGCUGGCGAGAUUCCCUCUCAUGAAGUGUCAAGUAUCCUCUCCCUUGCUUUGGGCAUUACAGUACCUAAGGACAUACAGUGGGCUGGUCUUCUCGCUGGGGAUAUCUUCAGACGCCCCAAGGCUAACAUCUUGAUAUCUGUUGAUGGCGUGACCAAAGGUGACAAGUUUGAACUACCAGCUAAAGCCUCCUUUCCUGUGCAAGAGACUGAGUCUGCUCCUGGCUUGUCUGACAUCCUGUCAACAGCUAAUGCCGAAGGUGAAACCUUGGCAGCCCGCGUCUCAAAGAUGUUCUCAGGAAAGCCCCUAACAUUGUCUAUCUCAAGCAGUGAAAUGAUGGCUGGCCUGGGCUCUGGUUUUGGUGAAAAUAGCCAUACAUUUGUCUGGAGGCAGAAACCUGAGAAAUUUAUGCUUACCGAUGAUGACAAUGCUGGUAUAUUUGCUGACAUGCAGUGCUCUAAAGCACAGUUUUUGGCUAAGUUUGAGAAAGCAUCGUUUGGUCAAGGUGUUUCAUUCUCAAAAUCUGCUGGGGUAUUCACUGUCUCACUACCAGGGCAAGAAAAGGCUGUCUUUGACAUAGAGAAGCAGGAGGAUUUUUUGUUGUUUGCUGAAAUCCAAAUGAUGUCGGAUGCCCUUGAGAAGCUCAAAAGCAAUCCUAAACUCACCUCUGAUGGUAUCCCUGACGUCAUCACUCUAACUGUCUCCUCCCUCAAGAUGAUACGCAAUCGUUACGGAAAAGACUCCCUCCAAGCCAAGGCUGCUGUACAACUUCUCAAGUCCGUCCUACCCAAGCUCACUGCAGGCUAUGCUGACCUGUACCAUGGUGACGCUUUGGUUGAAGUGCUAACUACCGAGUGGCAUGGCGACCUGAAGGAGAAAUACCCUCAAGAUGUCAGCGGUAUCUACCAGCUAGUGCAGGGACAGUUAGAGUCACGUGACAUGCAGACGUUUCAUCAGCAGCUACCUCAUCUUGCCUUGAGACAUGACUUGGACGAAGCUGGCAAGCAAACCCUGUGUGAUUCUCUUCAGAAUAAAUUAGUCGCCAUGCAGUCAAAGCUCAAGGUAAACUGUGCCAGUAGAAGGACUUUAAGCCGAAAGCGCCGUGCAUCAGAUGACCCUACUCCCUCAGCCUCGCCAAAGCCGCCGUCGAAGAACCCCCUUAACCUCGCCUACAACUACACGCCCAUGUAUUCCGCCAUUUUCAACAUCUGGCUGUGGCUCAUCGUCGUUAUAGUGCUAUCUGUUUACGUCAUUAGUCUAGUAUUGUGGUACAUGGAUCCUGGCCGGGAUAGCAUUAUCUACAGGAUGACUAGCCAGAGAGUUAAAACGGACUAGGGUGUCCCACACAGAACAUACUAGGACCACGCGGAAUUUUGAAUUUGACUAGAACUUUCAAUGUUUUUUUUUUCUGAGGCAAUAAUAUAGCACCAGGAAUUUGAAAAUCAAUAAGGCUUUUUCUAUAAUGUUAACAAUGCCAUCAUCUACAAGAGAGGGUCAGUAAUGAGAGAAAUAGGGUGUCACCCUCAGAGCUUACUAGGACCACCAAGAUUUUGGAAUACAAAUAGGAAAUUAUAUUAAUAAGAGUGGAGUACGAUAUCCCUCAUAUAACAUACUAGGACCACCUGUAAUUUAGAAUUCACUUGGACUUUCUGUUAUGUUAAUAAAAACCUCAUCUUCAAAA
This is a messenger RNA of Nematostella vectensis (starlet sea anemone), 1934 nucleotides long. RefSeq names its product renin receptor. NCBI's taxonomy places the organism in Eukaryota, Metazoa, Cnidaria, Anthozoa, Actiniaria, Edwardsiidae. Gene Ontology annotation, cellular component: membrane; external side of plasma membrane. The transcript is spliced from 17 exons. Gene Ontology annotation, molecular function: signaling receptor activity. The coding region runs from base 74 to 1588 and encodes 504 amino acids. The record is from RefSeq and is a predicted model, not a curated record.